Messenger RNA from Aegilops tauschii subsp. strangulata, 1210 nucleotides. RefSeq lists its product as uncharacterized. NCBI's taxonomy places the organism in Eukaryota, Viridiplantae, Streptophyta, Magnoliopsida, Poales, Poaceae. The record is from RefSeq and is a predicted model, not a curated record.
CGCCCCUCCUCCUCGCCCCAGCCCCGCACCGCCUCGCCCCUCCGCCUCGCCCCUCCUCGCCCCCGCACCGCCUCGCCAGAACUCGGAGGGGGCGAAUCGCCGCGGCGUGGUGGGCGGGCGUCGUCGUCGCACGCGCGGGAACGGAAGGGGCGCCGGAGUCGAACCCUGGGAGUGAGCGCACCCCAAGUACUUCGACCGCCGCGGCGCGGGGGCGGGCGGUCGUCGUCGUCGUCGUCGCACGCGCGCACGGGAAGAGGAGCCGGAGUCGAACUCCAGAGGCAUCCCAAGGUCGAGUCCUUCAAGCACUGGGUGGAGGUCGACCCCAGGUACUUCGGUUGCGGCGGCGCGGGGCCGGUCGUCGUCCUCGUCGCACGCGCGCACGGGAAGGGGGGCCGGAGUCGAACCCCAGAGGCAUCCCAAGAUCCAGCCCUUCAAGCAGCGGGUGGAGGUCGACGAGUUCAUCCACAACUCCUGGAAGAGAAGAUCGACGAUCCCAUCGAUCAUGAGGAUUGCUCGGUUGGCGCUCCAGAUCCGAUCAUUGCUUACAGGCAGCCCAAGUCCUCGGAAACCUUUUCUGUCUCGGCAUGUCUCAAGCUUUCCUAAAUGGGACUGCACUCCAGCAAGCAAUAGAAGCUGGCACUCAAGGGAAAUAGAUGUUAAAGAUCUCGAAGAUCCAAUCAGCUUUUACCAGAGAAACCCAAUCUUCGAUAAUAUUCUGACGAACAAGCUUGUUGGGAGACCAACAAGCAAGAAAGAUAAGACAAAGAUCAAUGAGUUCCGUGCAAAGAUAUGUCGGAUGGAUCAAGAAAUACUUUCAGAAUUGGCUGCAUUCGGGAUCAGGUCAUUAGCAACAGGGGUUUUGAGACAUCACGUUGGGGGUAUCCAUUUAGGUGGUUCUGUGAAUCUGUCCAACUUAAGGAUAUGUAAAUCUUCUGGGGAGUGGAUCUUGCUAAACACAAUGCCAAAGGAAUCGACGGAAACUCUUACUUUGAAGCAUAGAUCUGAGGAUUGGAUUGCGAUAAGGAAGCUUGUCAAGGAUGUUGUAGAGGCUGUCUGUGGAUCUCAGAUUGUCUAUCCAGUAGACUUUCAGCAUUGGCUGGAUCAAUUAGCAAAACCAAAUCCAAGGAUAUUCCUGAUAUUAUAUCAUACUGUUUUCCUGAGAUUGAACCCUAGGUUUUACUAUCACAUCCAGAUGGAUCAAUAUUUCUAA